CCUCUGUUAAUGGUGGUGGGAUGGAUUUGUGACGCUGACGUCUCUCCUCCUCCAGCCUUGCGUCGUGCCGUGCUGCUGUGGACGGGAGGGGGGAGUUGUUUGGGGCUGGUGGGCCGGAGCUGUCGCGUUCUCUCCCGGCUCGGCUAUUCGGUUCCUCGCUAGCAUCCGAUCCUCGGCCGGCAUGGGUCGUGAGGCGGCGGAAUGAGGAGUUUGCGGUGAUCGCUGCUCGUUUUCGGUAAACGCGAGUCGCUGCCGGCCGCUGCUGACAUCGAACACACCGUGAGGCCUUUCAGUCUGCAGAGCUGUCACAGUCUGUGUGUGGGUACAUUGUUGUGCUGCCGCCGUGGAAAGAUAAACGACAUAUGUCAUGUUCGUGUUGUGAGUUAGAGAUGAGAUGCAUUAGGUGUCUUGUUGAUUUGUGUUGACAUCACGAGGUUUACAUCAGCUGCAACACCUUGACUCCUGGAGUUACUACAGCAUUGUUAUUAUUGCCCUGUCACAUUAGCAGCCCCCCACCCCCACCCCUGAAGAGAGUGAGUAGCUAUGGCUGAGCAGGACAUUUGUCCCCACCUGGACUCCAUAGGGGAGGUAACCAAAGAUGACCUGCUCCAGAAAUCCAAGGGAACCUGCCAGUCGUGUGGAGCGGGUGGCCCCAACCUGUGGGCCUGUCUGCAGAAUGAUUGUCCCUACGUUGGUUGUGGAGAGUCCUACUCCGAUCACAGCACCCUGCAUGCACAGGCUAAACGGCACAACCUGACGGUGAACCUGACGACUUUCAGAAUCUGGUGUUACGUUUGUGAGCGGGAGGUGUUUCUGGAGCACAGGCCCGCCCUGGUGCCAGUACCUGCUGCUCCCCACCACUGCAAAGCCACGGAGCAGGAAGCAGCUCCUCAGCCAAUAGGUCACCCACUGAAAGCUGUUCCAAUCGCUGUGGCAGAAGAGGAAGGUUCAGAGUCAGACGAGGAUGAGCUGAAACCGAGAGGCUUGACAGGGAUGAAAAAUAUCGGAAACUCUUGCUACAUGAAUGCAGCUCUUCAGGCACUGUCCAACUGUCCUCCUCUCACUCAGUUCUUCCUGGACUGCAGUGGCCUGGUCCGCACUGACAAGAAGCCGGCUCUCUGUAAGAGCUACCAGAAACUCAUCUCAGAGCUCUGGCAUAAAAAACGGCCCAGCUAUGUUGUCCCCACCAGUCUGUCUCAUGGCAUCAAACUCGUAAACCCCAUGUUUCGUGGUUACGCUCAGCAGGUAGGGGCAAGCACCCAGCAGGACACUCAGGAGUUCCUGCGCUGUCUGAUGGACCAGCUACACGAGGAGCUGAAGGAGCCUCUGACGGAGUGCAGCAUGAGUGGCGAGGGAAGUGACGGAGAAGACAGAAGAGACGGCGACCGCUCUCCGUCAGAGGACGAGUUCCUGUCUUGCGACUCUGGCUCCAGCAGCGACCGGGGGGAGGGAGGAGGCACCGGUGACGGUGAGCUGCUCGUGCAGGAUGAGUGCGACGGCGUCCGGUUGCCGGUGGCCGGCAUCAGCCCCUGCGGGGUCAUCUCUGAGAAGGAGAGGCUGAAGGAACGACGAGUGUCCGGCUCGUCGCUGCGUGGAGGCUCACAAGAGAUGGACGAGGACGCUGAUGUGGAUACAGCAGCUGUGGAGGAGGUCCCUGAGAGGGCGGCGGAAGAGGAGACGACACCAACGCCAAAUGCUGAGGUUCAAAACCAAGAGAACAACCAGGAAUCGAAUACUCCACAAGGGCAAGGCCAGAGCAGCAACACCUCAGAGCCAGACAAUGAAGCAUCCAUGACCCAACCACAGUCCACUCCCUGCAGUCCUGUGCGGACACUGCAGGAGCUGCACACCAAACUGUCCUCCAGUCCACCUCGCUCCAGCCCGCUCCGCUCUGCAGGACCACUGUACUCGUUCAAGAAAGCUCAGCUGCUGCUCAGUGCCAGGAAGAAGAAACAGUCCCACUAUCGCAGUGUGAUCUCCGACAUCUUCGAUGGCUCUAUCCUCAGUCUGGUCCAGUGUUUAACCUGUGACAGGGUGUCUAACACAGUGGAAACCUUCCAAGACUUGUCCCUCCCUAUUCCUGGUAAAGAGGAUUUGGCCAAGCUCCACUCGUCCAUCCACCAAAACCUUCCAGUCAAGACGGGAGUGUGUCCCGACACUUAUGGCUCGCAGGGCUGGAUCUCCUACAUCAUGGACUCCAUUCGACGGUUUGUGGUCUCGUGUAUCCCCACUUGGUUCUGGGGGCCCAUGGUGACACUAGAGGACUGCCUUGCUGCCUUCUUUGCUGCAGAUGAACUCAAAGGGGACAACAUGUACAGCUGUGAGAGGUGUAAAAAGUUGAGAAACGGUGUCAAAUAUUGCAAAGUGCUGCGACUUCCAGAGAUUCUGUGCAUUCACCUGAAACGUUUCCGUCACGAGGUCAUGUACUCGUUCAAGAUUAACAGUCACGUGUCGUUCCCGCUGGAGGGCCUCGACAUGCGACCCUUCCUGGCUAAGGAGAGUCCAUCUCAAGUCACCACUUACGAUCUGCUGUCAGUCAUUUGUCACCACGGCACGGCAGGAAGUGGACACUACAUAGCUUACUGUCAGAAUGUGAUCAAUGGACAGUGGUAUGAGUUUGAUGAUCAGUAUGUCACAGAGGUCCAUGAGACGGUGGUGCAGAACGCAGAGGCCUAUGUGCUGUUCUACAGGAAGAGCAGCGAGGAGUCAGUGAGAGAGCGGCAGAAGGUGGUGGCUCUGGCCAACAUGAAGGAGCCCAGCCUGCUGCAGUUUUACAUCUCCAGAGAAUGGCUCAACAAGUUCAACACCUUCACAGAACCAGGCCCCAUCAGCAACCACACAUUUCUCUGUCAGCAUGGGGGGAUCCCUCCUAAUAAAUACCACUACAUUGACGACCUGGUUGUGAUAGUUCCUCAGAAUGUGUGGGAGUACCUUUACAACAGUUUUGGAGGCGGCCCUGCAGUCAACCACCUGUACAUGUGUGCCAUCUGCCAGGUGGAGAUCGAAGCCCUGGCUAAACGCAGAAAAAUUGAAAUUGACACCUUCAUCAAGUUGAACAAAGAGUUUCAGGCCGAAGAGGCUCCGACAGUGAUCCUGUGUAUCAGCAUGCAGUGGUUUAGAGAGUGGGAGAGCUUUGUGAAGGGCAAAGACAAUGAGCCGCCUGGUCCCAUCGACAACAGUAAAAUUGGCGUCAUGAAGAGCGGACACAUACAACUAAAGCAAGGUGCAGACUAUGGUCAGAUCUCAGAGGAGACGUGGCAGUACUUGCUGGGUAUUUAUGGUGGCGGCCCUGAGAUCGCGGUGAGACAGACGGUGGCCCCUGCCGACCCCGACAGCCUCCACGGCGAGAGGAAAAUCGAGGCAGAGACCAGAGCACUUUGAGAUAAACAGAGGUCCUCUGAUUCCACUUUCCACUCCUGCCCUCACAAGACGCUGGGGAAUUUGCACCUUGGUGAAGAAACCUCGCUGUGAGCACUUUGUAAAUGUAGCAACAUAUUACGCCGAGUCUGUGCCGCAGGGAGGUGAAAAAGGCACUUAACUAUCACAUAGUUUAUUUAUUGGACAACUCUGAUCCUCGAUGUUAAAGGUGUAGUAAUAAUCGUAUCAGCAUCCCUGGCUGUGUGUGGUAGCUAUGGUGUUUCAGUGGCUGCUGCAUAGCGACUAUAGGUGUCAUAUACUGCUCAGCUGGCGGUGGUGAGCCGGCAGCCGCUGGCGUCGUGAGCCAGAAUGACGAGGAGGACAGAACUGCAGCGUGAUGUUUGGUUUUCAUGACUUCUCCUCUAGUCGUCAGAAGCAACAACCAGUAGACGUUAACAAGCUUUAUGUGGUUUGCCUGUUUACUAGUUGCAUAGGAACGUGAGAGAUAUUGCAUAAAUUAUACUCUUGCACCUCCAACCUUAAAUAGACAAACACUGAGCCCUCAGGAAUGAAAGACUUCCGUUUGUUUAAACCAGUGAAAUGAGGAGAUUGAUGGACUCCUUAGAGCAAAAUACCACAGUGGGUUUGUUUGCAUGUAUGAAGUCUUAAAAAAAACAUAUUUAGGGUAAUUUAUAUUUGAACAGCUUUAAAAGACAUGCAACUGCAAACUCCUCUUUUUGGACCAGUAAGGAUAUUUCACUGACACCAGUUGUUCGGUGGGACAAUAACAAAUUUAAUUGUUCAAAAAUAUGGAAAUAUUGACUAUUUCUAUUCAGUUUAUAUCAGUUCUAUCCAAUAAUCAACCUUAGUAAUAUGGUCAUAAACAUGUAGAUAUAAUUUUGAACAGUAGAGUAGAGAAAUACCAAAUUUAUGAAAAGACUGAUUUAAGACAGAGAGAUUGCAAAGUAAAGCAAAUUAUAUAUCUGGUGCAAUAACAGGCUUCUCUGAUAGUGAGUUUACACAGUGAGGUUGUAGGUUUUUUUGCGGCAUGAAUAACAUUGCUGUAUAUUCGAAGAUAUAAAUCCAAAUUGACCAGGAAUGCAGUGUCCAUGACCAAGAGGGGGCAGUAUUAAACGAGAUGAAAGAAAUAAUCUCACGAUAAUUAGCACAACAUGCACAAACUCAGACCUGUAACAGCAGUGAGGUCAUUUAUGGUACUAUUUUUUUUGUCAAAUAUAUUUAUUUAUUGUUGAAAUACAUUGUUUUCAGUUCAUCAGAUGAAUGAAGCUGUUUCCUGUGGAAGGGGUUGUUUACUAGAAGGUAAUUGCUUAUAAAAAUAUUUAUGCAUCUUUAAUUUAUCAUUGCCGAAGAUGCAUUUCAGUAUUCCAUGUAAAAAUGCAACUGUCGUCACAAUGUAAUACACCAUGAUUUUCUUAUUCAAGAUUCUGUUGUAAAAACACAUCCAUCCAAAGAGCAAGAAACACGACGAUCUCCAAAUCACAGAGCUCAGUUUCGAGAAACUUUGAUUAAAAUCUUCUACCUAUAAUGUUUCUUAUGUAUAUAAUUUAAUCACAAACCGAUCAGACACACGUGUUUUGUACAUUUUACAUAAUUUGAGACAGUUCUAACUUCUCCCAAGUUUCUGGCAGCCACUAUGUUUUAAUCUGAAAUAUCAAGAAAAACAUAUUGAGUAGAUUGUCUCUUCAUUCUAAAUCUAAUCAGUGCGAGGUUACAUUCUAAGUGGAGUAAAAUCUGGGCGAAAUGGCGAGUCAGUCUAAGUCUAGUUAAAUAAACCUGGUCCUCCUCUGUCUCACUGUAGAUAAAUCACAUACUUGCCUUGUUUGCUGCCACUUUUUAAGGUUAGCAUUGAGUAUGUAUUUAUAUUUAAAUAUCACAAUUCAUUUAUACUUCUUAUAGAUUGUGAAGAAAACAUUAAAUUCUGAAUUUAUAGUCAAUUUACUGAUGUCAAAAUCCCUUGAGUCACAUUACAUGAAAUACCAAUGCACGGUUAAUAAAUUGCUUUUAAACAUUUUUGAUGAUCACUAAUCGCUAACAGCAAUUAUAUUUAUUAGACUGUCAAAGAAAAAUGCUGCUAUUAAGAUAUUACCAGUCACAACUAACACAAGACUAUUUGAUAUACACAAGUGACAGUUAAGCAUCAAGAAACAUGAGUAAAAACCUGCAGUUUUCAAUGCAAUAUAACUAAAUAUGAGAAUUCACAGUGUACGGAACGGUUCUUAAGCUGCUUUGCAGUAUUCACGUGAUACAGUCGUCCUUACAUUUUGAUUUUUAUCUACUGAUUUUGUUGCAUCAUUAGAAGAAUUAAAUCCAAAAUAUAUACAACCGAAUUAUAACCUGGAAUGUCUAUGAAGUAAAAACUGAUGAGCUGCAGUAUAGUCACCCUACCUUGGAACACAGUGCCUUCAAGCCCUUCUACACCCACAAUGCACCUGCACAGGUCUCGGUGACCUCAUAUAAAUUCCCCGCAUAGCUCUGCUCAACCUCCGCCUAAGCCUCGGUCAGCCACAUCAAGCGAAAACAUCUGUUUGUGUUCGGAGGCCUCCGUAAAACUUCACUCAAGAAAUUACAGAAGUGCAUUGCUUUCACAGAGGAAAUGAAAAGUGUCUCAUAAUAGUGGGUUAGUAAGUCAAGUUAUGACUAAUUUAUCUUGUAAUUAUUAGGAAAGAUCGCAUACAUUUCCAAACUUGUAAUUAGAAGGAAACAAUGAGACAUGUUGGCUUCAGGACGUGCCAGUGACUCAACUGGUUUUAUGAUGUCUUCAGCAUCAGAUAAAUUCAUUGGUAGCUGUUAGUAAAUCCAGUGUUUCAUUAUCGCUGUUUAAUCUUGUUUUCACCCAAAAACUUGAUGAUUGAUUAAAUUUGACUCAUUUCUCUACCAGACCAGCUUCCUGUAAUUAUGGAAUCUGUUCUUGUGAUUAUCAGAUAGUAAAUCUUAUUAACGAUAAACAGUAACCAUAGUUACAAGAUAACAUCACCAACCUGUUUUUGUGAUGAGAAUGCAAUUCACUUUCGUGAGAAAGAAAGCUAUUUCACACUUUCACUGUGCUGUUAAUCUCCCAGCUAUAUUUCAUUGUAGGAUCUGUCAAAAGAGGUGACAUUGAUCACAACAAUUUAAUUUGAAGUUGAGUAGGGAGGGUGAUGCCAAAAAAUAGACAUGAGCUCAGAGGGGUAAAAAGAUGUGGAAGAAAUAGCUGGAUAUUGUGGAAAUGAUUUGCUUAAUCACUUUGUUUUAGUUUGAUGAUCCUCUCAUGUCUAUAACCAUAAAACCACAAAAGUUAUUAGUGCAUAAAAAUAAUUCAACAGACAAAAACAGACUUGUGAAACAUAUUGCAUCUGAUAAAGUCUCAACAAACUCAGCAGAUAAGGACAAAUAUCAGAACCUAAUUAAAAGAUCUUCCCCGUGGCUUUAUAUCCAGGAAGGUGUGAACCAGAGCAGGUGUUUUGACAGACUUUUCACCGCAGAUAUUUUGACUUAGCAUAGCGACACCAUAACAAUCCCGAUACUGAUUUAACUGUCAGCUGAAGAACAAUCGUUCAAGCCAGAGCGCCUAGAUGGAAGGUAGCCUUGGAGUUUUUAAAACAGAGCAGUGAAGGGUUGAUUGCAGGUGGAUUUUAAAUCUGUAUCCAUCUAUAUCUUUAUCUGUAUGAUCUAACAUUAGAAACACUGUAUAAAACAACACUGACAUAUAUCACCAUUAAAGUUAAACAUCCAGCCGCCACAGAGCAACUUUAUCAUUUGGCAAAUGUGAGUCCAAUGUUACCUCCCUUCUAGCUCUGUUUUUGGUCUCCACCAACUCCUAAGAGAAAAGUAAUGCUACGAGAGUGGUGCAAAGAAGCUCAUUAAAGCUGCAGGUACAUUUAUAUUCAGUUGACAAUUGUGUUCAUCACUCGAAGCGACCCCUUUCAGAUUACAGGUUGUAUUAACGAUUCUAAAAUCAUUGAUUAAACCCACUUUGAGUUCAAAGCAGAUGGCUGUGUUGCAGCCAGCUAAUGUUAAUGUGACCAGCAGAGUGAAGAUCAUUUGUCAGACAUCUCAGGUGACUUUAAAUGAAUGUCACAGAACAACCCCAAAUCUGUGGUUGAGCCUCAGAGAGUCUGAAUUACCAAGGACCAAAAUAAUACUAAUAAUUAAUUUCUCCUGAAGAUGUCCAACUGUGACAUGUCAAACAUCUGUUGACUUUAUUCCAGGCGAUCGAAAUCCAUGUUGUGUUUGUCAAUGUGUCCAAAGAACAAUUCAUCCGUUUUAUUAACAGAAAAUAAUCAUUUCAUAUUCAUCAAGUUUUAUCUUUUCUUUUCCCACAUGUCCAAAGUAUAUCUACAAAUGAUAAUAUUAAUACAGUGGGUAUAUGUGUGCUACGUUUAGAUACCUUCUCAGAGAAUAUGUGCAAUGAAAAAGAAAAUACAAAUAUUUGUGCAAUCUUCGCCCUGUCAUCAGAGAUACUGGACAGCUACCGACAGAGCUGGCAGUAAAACCUGGGGCAGCGCAGUGUUGAGUGGUAAUUACUCAUCCCAACCUGUGAGUUUGUCUACUAGAAAUUACAGCACCUAGCCAUGCGUGAGGGAUUUCAAUUUCACUUGAAGACGCAGACAUUUCUGUGGUUGUUCAGUAGAAUCAGGCCUGCACUCAGCACAACAUCACUGGCUCAUGUUUUCAUCCUCACAGUGUGUGUGGUAGUUGUGGUCAUGAUUUCGGUGAUGCUUUCAAACAAUAUGGGAUUUAAGUGCUUGACCUCAAUUCUAUGGGAUGUCUUAAUGUGUUGUGUAACUGAUGUAAUUAAUCAUGACUGGUUAAAUGAUUAAA
This is a messenger RNA of Paralichthys olivaceus (Japanese flounder), 8178 nucleotides long. It is a transcript of the gene usp20, whose product is annotated as ubiquitin specific peptidase 20. Gene Ontology annotation, cellular component: cytoplasm. The record is from RefSeq and is a predicted model, not a curated record. Gene Ontology annotation, biological process: protein deubiquitination. Gene Ontology annotation, molecular function: zinc ion binding; cysteine-type deubiquitinase activity. NCBI's taxonomy places the organism in Eukaryota, Metazoa, Chordata, Actinopteri, Pleuronectiformes, Paralichthyidae.